Molecule: messenger RNA, 767 nt
Organism: Porites lobata
Lineage: Eukaryota; Metazoa; Cnidaria; Anthozoa; Scleractinia; Poritidae
Source: the annotation of a GenBank genome assembly
AUGGAAUCCAAAGAGGAUCACAUUAAAAGGAACAGGCCCCCAUACUAUAUUUUGGAAGUAGACGACAACAAGAAGAAAUACUAUGACUCAAUAAAUUUGUUGAUCAGUUCCUUAUUAAUUCUCCUAAUGAUAAUGAUGAUGAUAAUGAUGAUGAUGAUGAAGAAAGCAGUCCUACUAACAAUGAUUUUGUGACGAACUACUCAUUGUGCCUCUUGAAAUACUAUUUCAUAUUUUUGGAUUUUAAAGAUGCUGUAAAGGAAGGCAAUGGAGAGACAAUUGCAAUUCUCCAUAAACAGCUAGUACCACAUUUUAAGGCAUUACCAGGCUUCAAUAACUAUGCCAUUGAAAUGUUGAUCAGUGUUGUGCAGAACAGUGUUUUUUUAUCAGAUGCUGAGGCCCACCAGUGCAUCUGGGCAUCCACUGUCAAUUGGAGAGGAGGUGCUAGGAAUAACAUUGAAAUCGAUCUGCUCCAAGAAAACAGAAACAAAUCACUAAAGAAGUCAAUUAAGGCAAUGGGUGCAAACAAAACUGAUAAUGCUAUUGACAGGUCUAGCCAUGCUUCAGGAGGGGAAGAUAAAAUUGCGGAAAACUUUGAUGUUCAAAUACAAAGAGAAACCCAGUCCUCCUCUCAUAGCCACAGAACAACAGCUGCAGAUGAAGGUAUUGUUAUGGCAGAUCUCCGUGUUAUAAAGCCCUUUACCAGUGUGCCCAACACAGUGCACGAAUCUUUUCCAGAUAUACAUCCCAACCCUUUAAUAUCCGUUGAU